Messenger RNA from Penicillium taxi, 2193 nucleotides. Its product is annotated as WD repeat protein. Gene Ontology annotation, biological process: TOR signaling; regulation of actin cytoskeleton organization. The record is from RefSeq and is a predicted model, not a curated record. NCBI's taxonomy places the organism in Eukaryota, Fungi, Ascomycota, Eurotiomycetes, Eurotiales, Aspergillaceae. Gene Ontology annotation, molecular function: protein binding. The transcript has a single exon. Gene Ontology annotation, cellular component: TORC1 complex; TORC2 complex. Bases 1 to 2193 code for a protein of 730 amino acids.
AUGAUGUCGAAUUUGAAGUUAUGGAAAUCUUGGAAGAGUGCUUCCAGCGAUAUCAUUUCACUAGCUUGGUCGCCCAAUGGCACGCAAUUCGCCGCAGGUGCAACUGCUCCAUCCGAUGCGUACAAUCGCAAGAACAACUUUCUUGUCGGAGACCUGGUUCAUAACACUCUAUAUGAGAUCCCUGAUCAUUGGGUCCCUCCAGAGUCCUCCGCAAGUAUGGAUGAGCGCAUCUACACGAGUGUCACCGCUGCACAAUGGGUUGGAGAUCGCCUUUUUUCUGCGAGUUACGAUUCGACUGUCAAAAUUUGGGACGUUGGACUUGGUCAAAAUGAAAAGAACCGACCCGCUUGUAUUCAAACUUUGAAACAUGCGUCAAGUGUCUUGGUAAUGGCCCUGCCAAAGGGAAAUCCCAAUAUUCUCGCAACUGGUGCGGAGGGGUUUCGUUUGUGGAGUUUGCCAGAGGGUGAGAAUCCAACAGAACAAUACCUGCCAAUACAUCGUAUGGCUCGUCAAAAGUCUGGCAUUGAUCUGGAGCCAACAAAUCUCGCAUGGGGAGAGAUCAAAUCAACAUCCAACGUCUUGGUUGGGGGUAUGGCAGCAAAGAUUUCGGACGAUUACAAAGUCUCAGAGCGAGGUCACCUAGAAAUGUGGCGAGUCUGUGAAUCAGAUGUCACGUCGCAUAAAUUGGUCCCAGAUUCGCAAAAUGUCUUUGACAUCAAAUGGCAUCCUAGCCUGCCACGAUUUGCAACUGCCAUUGCGGCCAAUCCUCAAAUGGUUCUUCCCCGGGGUUCGCACUCUGUUGUUAAUGUCUACGACUACAACCCAGGCGAGGAUAAAAGACCCAUGAAACUCGCAUGUCCAGCCAGAGACAUUAAUGAGUUAACCUUCUGUCCGAUGAGCAGCAACUAUGUCACCGCUAGUUGCACCGAUGGCGCGACAUACGUGUGGGACAUUCGCUAUCAUACGAAGACUGUUCAUAAACUUCAGCACGGAUGUCCUCUCCAUCCCAUUGACCCAGCCUAUCCUCGCGAAAUUACAGAUUUUGGUGUUACUCUUGCACAGUGGGGAGCCAGCAUAGACCAGUUUUAUACCGGCUCAUCGGACGGAUAUCUCAAACAGUGGGAUAUUCGCCAGGCUCCUGAGAAUGCACUGAUUGCCAACCAGGCUAGCAUCGAACAGGGAAUUUCCAGUGGUGUCUUUUCGCAAGACAAAACCCAGUUGCUGAUUGGCGACCACGGAGGAGGUCUUUGGGUAUUUUCAUCCAUGUUCAACCUCAAUGCGCAAGAUACGAACAAGAAAUCAGGAAGAAAGCCAACGCAAUUCAACUUCAAGUCUGCAGCAAUGACCACCAGUUCCGAGUCAGAGAUGGCUGGAAUCGAAGCCAGUCGAGAGUUAAUAGCAUCAGGCGAACUGUUCGUUCAUCCGAUCUUCGGAGCUGGUCAAGCGAAGAACUACAAAGGCCCCUAUGCCCCUUGGGCUCGAAAGCCGAAUACACCAUUGGCGCAGUUAGCGAAAACUCCUUUGCUCCCAGAGUAUGAAGUUCGCCAGUUUCACGGACUUGCAUGGCCUGAUCGACCUGGGAUCGAUACAACUAUUCAGAGUGAAUUAGAGAACAACCUGGCCAUUGCCAUGGCCCGAAACCAUCGGCCUUCAGCCCUUGCCCCAAUCCCAUCCACAGAGGUUGAGUCAGUGCUAACAACUGGCUAUAUACCGUCCGUGAAACGCAAGCGAAAGCGUGCAAUUUCCGACUGUGGCAAGGAGAUCAAUACUCCCAAGGAGUUCAUUGAUAUUCCGGACCAGAAGGUUCAUCCGUUAAUCGUCCAAACUCCUGAGAAGGUGAAGUCCAAGCAGAAACACUUUAACCGCGAAGGAAAAAAGAAAAAGGUGCCUAGUGAAGCUCCUGGAAUUGGGAUCAUAGUAUACAAUGACAGGGAAGUGAUCGACCUCACUGGCGAUUCACCUGAGCCCACCUUGGAGACCCGUGAGGAACGUGAAAAAAGGGUAAAAAGACUCAAGAGAGAGGCCAAAGAAGCUAAAGCCCAACACAAAGAAGAGCGCAAAGAGAAACGCAGAAAGCGCAAGCUCGAGAAGGAAAGUCUACUCGAGAAAGAGUGUCCCAUCAGCCAUGAUGAGGAGGACCACUGGUGGCCUCCCAACGGGACCUACGAUGCCAAUAUUUACAAUAGUGAUUGA